UGCGGCAAGAGCUUUGGCCAGAGCUCGGACCUGGCCAAGCACCAGCGGCUGCACGCUGGCGAGCGGCCCUACACCUGUGCCAAGUGCGGCAAGAGCUUCAGCUGGAGCUCCGACCUGGUGGUCCACCAGCGCAUCCACACCGGCGAACGGCCCUACAAGUGCCCCCAGUGCGGGAAGAGCUUCAACCGUAGCUCCAACCUCAACACCCACCGGCGGACCCACCUGGGCGAGCGGCCCUACGCCUGCGGCGAGUGCGGCAAGAGCUUCAGCUACAGCUCGGCCUUCCUCAAGCACCAGCGGACCCACAGCGGGGAGAAGCCCUUCACCUGCGCCGGCUGCGGCAAAACCUUCUUGGAGAGCUCAGCCCUCCUCCGGCACCAACGCAUCCACAGCGGGGAGACCCCCUACCGCUGCCCCCACUGCGGGAAGAGCUUCAAGCAGAGCUCGUCCCUCGUCACCCACCAGCGCACCCACACCGGGGAGAAGCCCUACAAGUGCGGCGACUGCGGGAAGGGCUUCGUCAUUAGCUCGGCCCUCGUCAGGCACCAGCGAGUCCACCUGGGAUAG
Molecule: messenger RNA, 567 nt
Organism: Charadrius vociferus (killdeer)
Lineage: Eukaryota; Metazoa; Chordata; Aves; Charadriiformes; Charadriidae
Product: zinc finger protein 79-like
Exons: 1
Biological process (GO): regulation of transcription by RNA polymerase II
Molecular function (GO): DNA-binding transcription factor activity, RNA polymerase II-specific; RNA polymerase II cis-regulatory region sequence-specific DNA binding
Source: RefSeq, a predicted model, not a curated record